Messenger RNA from Hippocampus comes (tiger tail seahorse), 4754 nucleotides. It is a transcript of the gene nfascb, whose product is annotated as neurofascin homolog (chicken) b. Gene Ontology annotation, molecular function: cell-cell adhesion mediator activity. Gene Ontology annotation, biological process: brain development; cell-cell adhesion; axon guidance. Bases 728 to 4267 code for a protein of 1179 amino acids. The record is from RefSeq and is a predicted model, not a curated record. The transcript is spliced from 27 exons. Gene Ontology annotation, cellular component: axon; plasma membrane. NCBI's taxonomy places the organism in Eukaryota, Metazoa, Chordata, Actinopteri, Syngnathiformes, Syngnathidae.
UUGCAUUUUAUAUCGCAGAUGAAUGAGAAAGAGGGAAGUGCUCUAUUUUCAAGAAACGGGCCUGUUGCCAGGGAGUCAUGGGACUUGAGUGCUGCCACAUGCAAAUUAUGUGAGAGAAACAAACAUUGCUUUCAUACUGGCCUCCGCAGUCCUUCCAAGUACAAUCAAGCCCACAUUUAGAUGUCAUCAAAAGCAGCAGGAAUGUAAUGUACCCCCAUGAUGGCUCAGUAGCUGCCAUCUUAUGCAUUCUGAGGAUCACACUUCCUGAUAUUAGUUUUAAGCUUAUGCUAUGACUGAACCAAGAAGAGGCCCGAUCUUCUGUUCCUUGAGUUAUUUCAAAUGUCUUGUGCAGCUUCUUCACAGUGGAUGAUUCACUUUCACUGUGGUUUUCAUGCGUUGCAGUUUACAACCCAAACUCAAGACUGUAUUUGAGGGCAAUGUUGUUGUAAUUGUGAGGGAAGAACAACGACAUGCACAGACCGAAGUGUAGGUGGUUGUAUGGCACUCAUUCAUCAUUCAUGAGCUGGGUAGGCACUGUGCAAGUGGCAGUGACAGCGGACACAAACUCGAUUACUAAGGUGCAACACUGCUUAUAUUUGGUGGAUUAUACAUUACUCCACACAAAGAAGCGUCCUUUGUGGAAUGUUGCAUUAUGACCACUCGAUUAGGGUGGAGAGUCACAUGAGGAAGAGUUUGUGACAAGUGGAGGAGCCCAUGCACAGUAAAAAUGGGCACACUGGUCCAACCGGCACUGCUGAUGCUUUUAUGGCAAAGUGUUUGGCCUUUGGACAUCCCUCUGGAAAUCCGACAACCCCCAACCAUCAUUAAGCAGUCAAUGAAGGAGCAUAUUGUUGACCCUAAGGACACCAUGGUCAUUGAGUGUGAGGCCAAGGGAAACCCUCGUCCAAUUUUCUCAUGGCGGCGCAACGGCAGGUAUUUCAACGUGGCACGUGAUCCGCAGGCAACUAUGCGCAGGCACUCUGGGACGCUGGACAUCUAUGCCUGGAACAAUGCACAACAGUAUGAGGCAGAAUAUCAGUGCAUUGCCUCCAACGAGUAUGGUUCUGCAUACUCCAAUAAGAUCAGACUGCAACUGUACAGGGCUCCUGUAUGGCCGAGGGAGAUUGUGGAACCGGUGGUGAUCAGUGCGGGCUCAUCUUUGGUGCUGGCCUGUGACCCUCCAGCAGGGCCGCCGAAACCUGAAACUUACUGGAUGUCCAGCUGCUCCUAUGCCAGACCCUUUAACUGGCCAAUUCAAACAGCGUUCCCCACCAUGCACGCCGUGCAGCAGGAUCGUAGGGUAUCCAUGGGCGUCAACGGGGAUCUGUAUUUCUCCAACGUCCUAUUCAACGACUCUACCUCAGACUUCUGCUGCAGCGCCCGCUUCCCGUACAAAAAUGCCAUCCAGCAAAAGAUGCCAGUGGUUGUCAAGGUUCUCACCACCCAAGCCGUGGUGGAGGCCGCUCCCACCUGGUUGUCUCCUACAGGCUCAUCCAGUUCCGUUCUGGCCCUGCUGGGGGAGGAACUACUGCUGGAGUGUAUUGCUGCAGGAGUGCCCACUCCUCACAUUACCUGGACAAAGAAUGGCGAGGAUUUGGCGGUGACGCCACGCAUGAAAAUGAAACACUUCAACAAGAUGAUUCAAAUCCCAAAGGCAGCUUUUGAAGAUGCAGGCGAGUACGUCUGCACUGCGACCAAUAAGAUCAGCUACGUCCAGCACACAUUAACCGUCACGGUCAAAGCGGCUCCAUUCUGGUUAGAAAAGCCUCAACAUUUAGUUUUGGCUCCUGAGGAAAGUGGACGCUUGGUGUGCCGGACCGAUGGCGCUCCUCGGCCCACGAUCAGCUGGUUCAUCAACGGGGAACCCAUUGAGACUGCCACACAACAGCCCAACAGACAGGUGUCAGGAGAUACUUUGACCCUCAGCAGUGUGACGGCCAUCAACACAGCUGUCUACCAGUGCAAUGCCUCCAACCCGUAUGGCUACUUAUUGGCCAAUGCUUUUGUCAAUGUACUGCAUGCAACUCCCCGCAUUCUUGGGGUGAGGAAUGAACUCAUCAAGGUGGUGGAGGGACGUCGUGCCUUCUUGGAGUGCCGCUACUUUGGCUCUCCAGUGCCUGAGCUGCGAUGGUCCAAAUACGGCCAGGGGACUCUGGAGGGGACUCGUUUUAAGACAUACAGCAACGGCACCCUGGAGAUAAGGCGCACGCAGAUCGAGGAUCAAGGAACAUACGUGUGUGUGGUCAGCAACAUCGCUGGUCGAGAUGAGACUCAAGUCCGAAUUGAGGUCAAAGAGCCAACCUUGAUUUUGAAAAGACCCCAGGAUAUGAAAGUCAGUCGUGGAGGAGACGUGCGUUUGGAGUGUGGUGUGAAAGCAGACGCCACCACUCCCGUCACAACCACUUGGAUGAGAGACAAGAAGACUGUCACACUUGGCUGGAGAAUAUCCCUGGAUGAAUCAAAUCUGGUCAUCAACAAUGUCAACAGAGCUGAUGCUGGCGUCUACACGUGCCACAUCCAAAAUGAACUGGACCAAAUGUCUGCAUCGGCACGCCUCAUGGUGAUGGAUUAUCCUGAUCCUCCGACCAAACUGGAGCUGUCCGAUCCAUAUGAACGCAGCGUAAGACUCACUUGGGUCCCUGGAGACAGCAACUUCAGCCCCAUUACAGAAUACUUGGUGCAAUAUGAUGAUGAUGACUGGUUACCCGGCAAGUGGAAGAACUUGUCAACAUACCCCGGGAGCCUCAACUCGGUCAUUCUGCACCUUUCGCCUUUCACAUACUACGAGUUCCGCGUCAUUGCUAUCAAUCAAAUUGGUGCCAGUCGCCCAAGUCGUCCAUCUAUGCGAUUCCAGACCAGCGGUGCACCUCCAGAUGUCAUCCCAAAGAAUGUCAAAGGAGUUGGAACAUGGAGAAACAACAUGGAGAUCAGCUGGGAGCCUCUGACUUACAGAGAGUGGAACGGGCCACACCUCAAGUAUCUCGUCUGGUGGCGAAGAAGAGACUCCAGAGAGGAGUGGAAGAAUGCCACCACUAAAUGGCUGAAAUAUUACAUUUACGAUGCAGAUACAUUUACUCCUUAUGAGCUCAAAGUCCAGGCCGUCAAUGACUUUGGGCUGGGCCCAGAGUCUCCCAUUGUCAUCGGUUACUCGGGGGAAGACCGUCCCGUUAGUGCGCCCCAAAACCUGAGACUGUCGGACAUUCAGGGCACCCAGGUGACCCUGCACUGGGACCCGGUGCCGCAAAGCUCCAUCAUGGGAGAACUGAAAGAAUAUAAGGUUUACUACUGGAGGGACAGCAGCCAACUUAGGUGGCUGAGAGUCAACAGAGCGAUGAGGUCUCAAGUGUUUGCGGACACCGGCCCCGAGCCUUCGGGGGUUCUCACCGACCUCAACCCCUACAGCAACUACAAGAUGUACAUCGUAGUGGCCAACAGUCGAUAUGAAGGCCCGCCCAGCAACAAUGUCCACUUUUCGACACCGGAAGGAGUCCCAUCCGCUCCCACAUCCUUCAGGAUCCAGCAGCGACACCUUGACAGUAUUUAUGUGGACUGGGAUCUACCGGCAGAACCCAACGGAAUUAUCAGCGGCUAUUCCCUCAAGUACCAGACAGUGAAUGCCAGCAAGGGAGAGGAGCAGAGAGUGGAAGAGUUCCUUGCAAACGUGACCAGUUUCUCACUGCGGCGAUACGACCGCUACACUCGAUACCGCUUCUCCGUGGCCGCUCGAACUCGACUCGGUUUGGGCCAGUGGCAUACGGAGGAGUCGCCGCACUACACCACCGAGAUCUACGCCCAGGAUCAAGUGGACCUCUCCACGAAGGGCUGGUUCAUUGGCAUCAUGUGCGCCGUGGCCCUCAUCGUGCUCAUGCUACUCAUCGUGUGUUUCAUCAAGAGAAGCCGAGGGGGCAAAUACCCAGUACGGGAAAAGAAAGAGAUUUCAUUAGAACCUGUGGAUGACAUCGAUCAAGAGGGUUCUUUUGACUAUCGGUCUCUUGAAAGGCUUGCACGUGUCACCACUCUGCCCUACCCACGCUGGGAGGAGGAAAUGGGGAUUCAGAGAGGACCACCUUCUAAGGAGGCUGUGAUGAAAAGGUCAGAGAGCGACGACAGCCUGGUGGACUACGGAGACGGCGGAGACAUACCCUUCAAUGAGGACGGGUCCUUCAUUGGCCAAUACACGGCACGAAGGAGAGACGUGAGGGACUUGGACUUUGGUGGCAGUUUGGAGCUGCAUUCUCCAGUGAACGCCAUCUACUCCCUGGCUUGAAAAGGGCAAAUUCAGGCAGACUGCCAGGACCAGCAGGAGGACGAGCUGGUCUAAAACGAUGGGCACGUAGCUGGGAAAACACUCAGCUUUGGUCACGUCAAAAUCAUGAGAACACAUGCCAUUCCAGACACAUUUGCAUGUGUGUCAAGUCAGAUCCUGGAAUGAAAAGUGAAUCAUUUUAUCACGUUGAUAAGAAAAAACAAAUGCAGGACAGAAACGUUCCAUCAAACGUUGGUUUCUUUUUUUUUUUUUUUCUGUCAACAUCAGUAAUGAAAUUUUAACCCUUUAGAACACAGGUGUCAAACUCAAGGCCCAGGGGCCAGAUCUGGCCUGCCACAUCAUUUCAUGAGGCCCGCGAAGGCAAAUCAAACACAUCACCUUCCAUGAUGCUGACUAAAAUCUCUACCAAAAUUUUAAAUUCUCAUAUGUAAUAAAUAAGAGGCAUAUUGUAAGCAUUUUCUUGUGACCAAACCCCUCAUUACAGUAA